Molecule: messenger RNA, 4657 nt
Organism: Trichoplusia ni (cabbage looper)
Lineage: Eukaryota; Metazoa; Arthropoda; Insecta; Lepidoptera; Noctuidae
Gene: PPP1R15
Exons: 3
Coding region: 402-2714 (770 amino acids)
Biological process (GO): response to endoplasmic reticulum stress
Cellular component (GO): endoplasmic reticulum; protein phosphatase type 1 complex
Molecular function (GO): protein phosphatase regulator activity
Source: RefSeq, a predicted model, not a curated record
GUCACAUUAUCUUUUUCACAAAAUGGCUGAACUAUAAAGACGUGUAUUACAUUUUCGAGUUAUUGUCGUCAUAAUGGAGCCUAAAAACGAAUAUUAUUCCAACAAAAGCAAUUGUAAGACAACAUUUUCGAUCGCAGACGUGUUGAUUUGCGGAGAUAAAUCUUCAUCUGUGUGUAUAAGCGACGGGUUUUUCUUCGGUGACCGUGUGUGGAUUUCCCCUAGUGCUUUUCCCUUGAAGACUUUUGUGAACUUAACAGAUCGCAGCGGACACUUCCACAAGCCUUCUCCAGAUUUUGUUAAGGACCUAAGAGUUUCAACAAUGUGCGCGUGAGUUAAAAUGCCGAAUCUGUGAUUUUAGUUAAAGUGUAUAGAAAAUAAAAGUGUAUAAAGAAUAUAAAAAAAUGAAUUUAUCUACUAAUUGGCGCGACAGGCGCACUGUUUUUAAACCCCCACACAACUUUUCGAUUGUAAACUACAGUACAGAAACCAAAAGAGACUUCCAAGCUACGUUUGGCGACGAGUUAUUUCUGAAUAACCUUCAUUUGAUUCCGGAUCCGUUAAAGAAAAACUUAGCGGACACAAUCAUUACCGAGGAUAAAAUGGCGCCUAAAUCUAAAGAAACCCCCAUUGGCGUGGAAACCAACGCAAACAUGCUAAACCAACCAGACUACUCCCGACUAUCGGGCAUCACAAACUUUUUUUCUGGCGUAAUGAACGUAAUUACAAACGCAAUGUUUAGUAAACGUAAACAGUCUGAUUUUGGUGAGGAAAAUGGCGGGCAGAUGGCGGUACCGCCGCUAUGGCAUGGCGCCAAAGCUUCAGAUGAAAAUAAAAUUUUACAGGAUGAAAAUUGCUCAAAUGAUAUGGGCGGCGAGCUUUUAGUAUCAGACAUGACCGACUGCCGAAAGGCAGUUGCUCACUGCCAGAGUAAAAUCGAGCAAGUACGCCUUCUACUAGGCACCCACAGUCAACCUGUACCAUGCAACUUUAGAAGGAGGCGACCCAAAAAGGUUUUUGUUGAAGCCGGUUCUGUAGAAGAUUGUUUUGAAGAUGCCUUCUCUCCGGAAGACUUUGAAAACAUUGCCAAUGAUUCCUAUCUUCAAUACUCCAGCCCCGUAUGUUACCAUGACCAUGUUUUCCAUGAAGUUGAAGCUCCCAAAGUCAAAGUUGAGACUGCCAGAAUGUCAGAGGCAGUAGCUGAACCUACUCCGGUCUGCGAGACCACUGAAAUUGUCAAAAAUGUACCUGAAACUGAAACUAGUGAUAGCAAUGUAAAUACAGACACAAAACAAGAAUUAGUUGCUUCAUGUGAAGACAAAAUUAGUAAGUUGAAAGCACUUUUAGAGAGGAGAAAGAAAACUACCCCCAUUGAACCACCUCCAGUUAGCGUAGCAGAAAUUAAAGAACCAGAAAAACCGAAAAAUAAAGUAAAGGACAAACGCUUUAAGAACCCCAACCGCACUUGCGGUAAGCGUUUAAAGUCAAGAAUGAAGAAGAACAUCCAAGAUGAUCUGCUGUUUGCUAAUGACAUCCAUACUGAAGACCUGUCAAGCGUAGAAAACUCUCCGUCAGUCUGUAACUUGGAGAAAUACAUUACUAAACCUCUUAGUACCGCAACAAACACUGUUAAAGAGUACUUUGAUGAAGUGUCUGGCCGUUUCCACUCUUCGGUCACAGACAGUGACAACGAUUCCUUCCAAAUUGUGUUCAACGACAUUCCUAAACGGAGACGCUCCUCAGACUGUGAGUCCGAAGACUCAUUUAUCGUCUUCGAGGACUCACCGGACAGCUGUUACACUUCCAACGAUGUUUUCGGAGAUACAAGCGAUGAGGAAGACUACAGUGACUCUGAUGUCAGCGAUUCGGGAUGUGAGAAUACGGUCUUCAACCUGCCAUCUUGCUUGUCUAAGAGCAUCUGUAACUUAGCAGAUGACAGCUUGUACGUUGACCGUAGUGAAGAUGAAGUGGACUGUGCUAAAGUGACGGAUGUGUGUGAUAUCAUUGCUGUGGAGACCGAGGAGGUUGCGGAGAAGACUGGACUGCUUCUAGAUGAACGGAAGAAGCGCUUGAGAAAAGAUCUGCCACCAAAGAGGGUCCAGUUCUCGGAGAAGCCCCCUAAGGUCCACGUGAUGCGGGUCUGGACCUUCGCGGCCCGCCAAGCCAGGGCCGGCCACUGGGAGAGAUACACCCUGGAUAGGAACAGAUUCAAGAGACGGAUCGAUGACGUGGAGGUAGCUGUCUCCUGGGUCCUGAAGCCGCAGCAUCGCUCUCGCAUCAUGUUCCAACGGUUCAUGCCCUGGUGGAACGCCCAGAGGAGAAAGGAACUUGCCGAAAAGAAGGAACGAGAAGAGAACUUGAAAGAGGAACGACUAAAGGCUGAAGCGGAGCUAAAGGCAGAGGAGGAAAAGAAAGAAGAAGAAAGCCAGGCAGAAGUAGAAAGAACAGCAGAGGAAAACAAAGAAGAAACAGAUUCAAAAGACGCAGUUGGAGUUCUAUACAAUGAACAGUUAAAAACCUCCACAAGUGAUGUUGAGGUAAAUCCAAAAAAUGUACAUCCAGACAAUGGUCACACACAAACAGACAGUUUCAAAGAUACAGACAAAGAUGAUGGUCAAAAUAAACAGGAUGAUACGGAAUUUCCAAAAAGUUUGACUAAUAAUAUUGUAGAUAACACUGUUACCAAGUUAGUCGCGAAUAGCGCUUUGGACACUUGACAGUCUUGCGUUAUAAGGAAUUGGGUUUGAAAUGGCUACGAAAUUUAAAAACUUACAAAAAAAGGUGAUUUUUUUUAUUAUAGUAAGCAAUUUUCAAGUUAUAUUUAUUGAAAACCGACUUCAAGAGCUAGAAGGAAUAUUAUUUUUCUAAAGUUUGAGUUUAUUAAAUGAGGUUUUCGUAUUUUUAUUAUGAUCCCUUAAAAAAAAAGAAGUGAUAAUUUUAUAUCAUGCAAAAUAUAUGGUCAAUAUAAAAUGCCUUUUUUUUAAGUCGGUUUAAAAACAAAUUAUAUUUAUCUAUGAGACACGUUAUAAUUAGAAUAUAUUAUAUUUUAUUCUUUGAUCUAAAGCUUUUAAAGCAGUUAUUAAAGGUCUGCCAUCACGUCUCAAAGUAAUAUUAGAGUUGUGGGAAAGAGACAGCAUAUUACAGAGCGUAUAGUGCCAUCUCUUUUCCACAAUCAAUAAUAUUACUUUCAGGGACUUAGUAUGCUUUUUAUUUAUUGACAAUUAAAUAAUUCCAUAGUUUAAGUAUAAGAAGCGUGUCUUGCUAUGACCCGCUAUUACUGCUUAAAUUAUGAUUUAUUCACAAAAUAAAUUCUAUAUUUUUAAUGCAAAAAUCUAUUAAAAUCUUUUUUAAUGUUUACGCGAUUUAUACAUUGAAUUAAGAGUCGAGUGGACGAAAAAAUAACCUUUUAAAAGCCUUGCUAUGUUGGUGUCGGCUUCCAGUCUCACCGACAGCUGAGCCCCGUAUGUUACAGAGCGACUGUCUAUCUGACAACACAACACAUGUUACUGUAACACAGUAUCACAUAGUAAGACUGCGUCACAACUGUAAUGACAUAACGACUGACAAAUAUCAACCUUUACCUAUUAUUCAGUAAAUACUUUAUUAUAUAAACAGUCGCUCUGUAAUAUUGUGUUUUCAGCUGUGGUUAAGAUGUUAAUGUAAAAUAUAAAUUAAACUCAGCGUAUUUUAAACCCAAUUUUAUCGAUAAACUUAACUUAAGAACAUAAUUAUGUAACUGUCAAGUGCCUAAUCACAAAAAGAGACUGAAAUUUUCCACUAAAUACCUAUUUGCGACUAAACGGUUACUACAAAUUAGUUUAAAAUUAUCUUAAGACUAUUAUGCACAUACUCACAUAAUUUAGAUUUUUAUAAAUUAGUUAGUUUUCCGACAGACUUCUUAUCGUAUGGUUGAUGUACAACCUGGUGUCAGAGUGUAACCCGCCCGUUAUAGACCUCUGACGUGACGCAACACGCUAUUGAACUUCGCUAAGCACAAUGGCUUGUCAAAUGCAUGUGCCUUUUAUAAAGUAAUUAUCGCUUGCUUAAAACGGUGUGUGAUAUUAACGUGAGGCGCGACACACCUGAGAAUAUUUCAAGGCUGUGUUGCGUCACGUCAGAGGACUACGGGCGGGAUACACUCUGACACCAGGUUGUACAUCAACCAUACGAUAAGAGGAAUCACAUGUGUUCAAAAUCAAAACUACCUUUUGCUCUCAGUUCAGGCUGAAUGAAAGUCCAUUAUAGCGGUAAAAAGUCUGUAUCAAAUUUCAUCAAAAUUUGUUUAGCGUCUUAAGCGUGGAAAGAUAACAAACAUGCAGAGUACUUGCUGAAUUUCCCCUUAAUAUUAUUAGUGGGAUUAUUGCAUUGAACAACUGUCGGAAAAUUAAAAUUAUGUCACCCAAAACAGACCACAUUUGUUUGUAUAUUUCACAUAAAAUGUAUAUAAGAUGGUAAUAUAUGAACAUUGUAUGAUAUCUGUAUAAAGUAUGUAAAUUUGUGUAUUUAUUACAUUUUUAUUUUAUAAUACACUCCGUUAUGAAAUACAUAGACUUUCACACAAUUAUGAUUUUCAUUGAGUUUCUAUAUUCUAUACAUUUUAGUUGAGGUUUUUGAAUUUAACGCCAAUGUUAGAUUUAAAUAUAUUUUCUAUAACUGGUUU